AUGUCCCAAUAUUCAAGCGUGAAACGUGUUUGGCUCGUGAUUGGCACUUCUUCCGGCUUUGGACGUGAAUUUGUAAAAUCCAUCUUGAAGAAGGGUCCCGAAGAGAAGGUCAUUGCAACAGCUCGAAAUAUUCAAAAGAUUGAAGACUUGAAACAAUUGGGUGCUCAUACUUUGCAAUUAGAUGUUAACAGUGAUGAAAAAACUCUGAAAUCUGUGAUGGAACAAGCCAUCGGAGUGUACGGCAGAAUUGACAUCUUGAUUAAUAACGCAGCUUAUGUUUUGAAUGGAACCAUUGAGAGACGAGUUCGGAAGAGACUUUCAAUUUGUUCAAUACCAAUGUGUUUGGAUUGUUGA
This is a messenger RNA of Naegleria lovaniensis, 354 nucleotides long. RefSeq lists its product as uncharacterized. The transcript has a single exon. Lineage: Eukaryota; Heterolobosea; Eutetramitea; Acrasida; Naegleriidae. Bases 1 to 354 code for a protein of 117 amino acids. The record is from RefSeq and is a predicted model, not a curated record.